This is a messenger RNA of Zasmidium cellare ATCC 36951, 1023 nucleotides long. RefSeq lists its product as uncharacterized. Gene Ontology annotation, molecular function: oxidoreductase activity, acting on NAD(P)H. The transcript has a single exon. The coding region runs from base 1 to 1023 and encodes 340 amino acids. The record is from RefSeq and is a predicted model, not a curated record. Lineage: Eukaryota; Fungi; Ascomycota; Dothideomycetes; Mycosphaerellales; Mycosphaerellaceae.
AUGUCCACAAACAAAGCAGCCUGGCUCCCCACCCCCAAAGCCCGCCCCCUCACUCUAAAAGAAAGCCCCAUCGGAAACCCCUCCCCUAACCAAAUCCUCAUCAAAACUCACGCCCUCGCCAUCCAACCCAUUGACGGCCUCCUCCAAACCUACGCCUUCCUCCCCCUACAAUACCCGACGAUCCUCGGCGUCGACGUCGCGGGCGAAGUCAUCGAAGUCGGCGAUGCGGUCUCCCGCCUGAAGAAAGGCGACCGGGUGAUCGGGACCGCUGGGGGGAUGUUGAAUGGAAUCACCGCGGAGGGCGGGUUUCAGGAGUAUGUUGUUCUGGGCGAGAAUGUGGCGAGUAGGAUUCCGGAUGCGAUGGGGUUUGAGCAGGCGGUGGUGUUGCCGUGUGGGUUGUCUUGUGCGGCGAGUGCAUUCUUCAAGGAGGAGCCUUAUUUGGGGCUGCGAUUGCCUGGUCAUGGAGCUCACGCUGGGGAGAAGGAGACGGUGCUUGUUUGGGGCGGGGCGUCGAGUGUGGGGAGUAAUGCCAUUCAGCUGGCUGUGGCAGCCGGUUACGAGGUUGUCGUCACGGCUUCGGAGCGGAACUUCGCGUAUGUGAAGAGUUUGGGGGCGAGCGGCGUGGUCGAUUACAAGGCUGCGAGUGCAGUGGAGGAUGUGGCGAGGAUGCUGAAGGGGAAGAAGGUUGUGGGAGCGCUGGACUGUAUCGGCGGAGAAGCCACUGAGAUGACAGCGAAGGCCAUGGAGGACGUCGAUGGAGUACGGAAAGUUAUUACGUCGAAGCCACCGAACGAAGCUACGAUAGAGGGUGUUGAGGUUCACUUCGUGGACGGGGCGCAUUUUGGACAGUCGGAUGUUGCGGAGAAGAUUUAUGGCGGAUUCCUGUUCGAUGCGCUGAAUAGUGGCAGCUAUCUGGCUGCUCCUGAGCCGUUAGUCGUGGGAAAGGGAUUGGAGAGUGUGCAGGAAGGCGUCGAUGUUGUGAUGAAAGGCAUGUCUGCGAGGAAAGCGGUUGUACUUCUGUGA